UCCUCCAAACUUAGUUUACAAGAUGCUGGGAUUGGAUUUAUUCUUGUCAUAGAUCGCAGACAGGACAAAUGGACCUCCGUGAAAGCUUCCAUUCUGCGUAUAACUGCGUCUUUUCCGGGAAACCUGCAACUAGUCCUCGUUCUGCGCCCAACAGGAUUUUUCCAUCGAGCUCUCUCAGACAUUGCUUUCAAGUUCAACAAAGAUGAGUUUAAAAUGAAAGUACCUAUCAUAAUGCUGGGCUCAGUAUCAGAACUGCAGGGUUACAUUGAUAAAACACAAUUAACAGAAGAUCUUGGUGGCACCCUGGAUUACUGCCAUAACAGAUGGCUGUCCCGUCGCACUGCUAUAGAAGGUUUUGCCCAAAAGGUUAAGCAAACAGCUCAGAUUCUUCAGUCCUUUGGGACUGAGCUGGCUGAAACAGAACUACCAAAUGAUGUGCAAUCAACCAGCUCCCUUCUUGCAACACACACAGAAAAGAAGGACAAAAUGAAGGAGGAUAUCAGGUUAGCAGCAGAACAGGGAGAUGAUAUCCUCGAAAGUAUUACAAAACCAGUUACUGAGAAUCCUGAAUACAAACUGAAUCAAGAUCAGCUAGACAAUCAAACAACAGUAGAAAGACUUCUGGCUCAAUUACAUGAAACGGAGACUGCCUUUGAUGAGUUUUGGAUUAAGCAUCAGCAGAAACUUGAGCAGUGUCUGCGCCUUCGGAAUUUUGAACAGAAUUUCAGAGAGGUCAAAGCAGCUUUAGAUACUGUGUCUGAGAAACUGUCUGCUUUCAUAGAUGUGGGAAACAGCUGUUCACAUGUGGAGCAUAUUUUGAAAGAUCUUGCCAACUAUGAAGAAAAAUCAUGUGAAACUGUAGCAAAAGCCAGAAUGCUAGCCUCAGAGGGUGAUGCUUUUAUUCAAAGCAAUCAUUAUGCCGUGGACUCCAUUAUUCCAAAGUGCAGUGAACUUCAUCAACUCUGUGAUGCCUUCACUACUGAGAUAGAACGGAGGAGAAAUCUUCUUAACAAAUCUCUAGAACUGCAUAGCUUACUAGAAAAGUCUAUGAAGUGGUGUGAUGAAGGAAUUUACCUGCUGGCUUCGCAGCCAGUAGAUAAGUGUCAGUCUCAGGAUGGUGCAGAAUCAGCAUUACAAGAGAUUGAGAAAUUCCUGGACACUGGUGCAAGCAAUAAAAUCAAGGAGUUGAAUAAAAUUUACAGAGAGUAUGCACACAUCCUCAAUGAAGACCUAAAGGAGCAUGUGCAAAAGGUUUUCCAGAAGCAAGAAAGUAUGGAAGAAAUGUUUCAAAAGAGACAAGUAAGUCUUAAGAAACUGGCAGCGAAGCAGACACGUCCUGUUCAGCCAGUUGCACCAAGACCUGAAGCCUUUGUAAAAUCUCCUUGUACCUCUCCAGGUCUUCAAAGAGAGUACGUAUCCAACUCAGAAAGCAGUGCACUUCGGAGGGUAAACUACAGAAGAGGAAAGAGUGAAAUGACUGAACUCCAUCAAAGCAGAGGAGGAUCUACAAUGGAUGAUGAAGAAAACCUAGCCGUGUUACGGCAGCAUGUAAUGAAUGAACUUAUUGAGACUGAACGAGCAUAUGUGGAAGAACUUCUCUGUGUUCUUGAGGGUUAUGCUGCAGAGAUGGACAACCCCUUAAUGGCUCAUCUCAUAUCACCAGAACUCCAGAAUAAGAAGGACAUCUUGUUUGGGAAUAUGGAAGAAAUUUAUCACUUUCACAACAGAAUAUUCUUGAGAGAACUAGAAAACUAUGUAGAAUACCCAGAACUAGUAGGACAGUGCUUUCUGGAUCAGAUGGAAGAUUUCCAGAUUUAUGAAAAAUACUGUCAAAAUAAACCUCGAUCUGAAAGUUUGUGGAGGCAGUUUUCAGAUUCUGUGUUCUUUCAGGAAUGUCAAAGGAAACUUGAUCACAAGCUCAGUUUGGACUCAUACUUGCUGAAACCUGUUCAAAGAAUAACCAAAUACCAAUUAUUGCUAAAGGAAAUGCUGAAGUACAGCAAGAACUGUGAAGGUGCUGAAGAUCUUCAGGAGGCAUUAACUUCUAUACUGGGUAUUCUCAAAGCAGUUAAUGAUUCUAUGCACCAGAUAGCCAUUACCGGCUACGAUGGUAACCUGAAUGAGCUAGGCAAGCUUUUAAUGCAGGGAUCCUUCAACGUCUGGACUGAUCAUAAAAAGGGUCACUCGAAGGUGAAAGAUUUGGCACGCUUCAAGCCAAUGCAGCGACACCUUUUCCUCCACGAGAAAGCUGUGCUGUUCUGUAAAAAGCGAGAAGAAAAUGGAGAAGGAUAUGAGAAAGCACCUUCUUAUAGCUACAAACACUCCUUAAAUAUGGCAGCAGUUGGAAUAACAGAAAAUGUCAAAGGUGAUGCAAAAAAAUUUGAAAUCUGGUAUAAUGCAAGGGAAGAAGUUUACAUUAUACAGGCACCAACACCUGAAGUUAAAGCUACUUGGGUAAAUGAAAUAAGAAAAGUGCUGACGAGUCAACUGCAGGCAUGCAGAGAAGCUAGUCAGCACAGGACACUAGAACAAACACAAAGUUUACCUCUACCAGCAUCAUCUUGUACAAGUCCUUCACGGAACCACAUCAGAAACACCAAAAAAAUGGAGGAGAGAAAAGCUGAUCUUGCAAGUCUAGAAAGUUUUGGCACCACAGUAGCACCAAAGUACCCCGAGAAAGGCAAAGAUGACACUAAUUCUACCUCAGAAUGCUCUGUACUGUCAAAAAAGCGCUUUACGCUGCAGGGCUUUACUAACCUCAAAAGUCAGAAAGCUUCUCCUACCAGUCCUGACAAAAAAGCUAAACGGCAUGAAGUAGUGAGUGACCCAACUCCUUUUGGUUUAAGAGGUUGGGCUAAACCAUCUCACUCUCUUGAUGCAUCUGAAGAAAAUGAUGGCUGGUCUAGUGCUGAAGAUCCGCUGAAUUCAUCAGAUGCGGAGGAAGAAGGAGGAGGAGGAGGAGGCGAGAUGAAGCUGACUCCUGGUAAAUACACAGUUGUGACUGAUCAUGAGAAAGGAGUUUCUGAAGAAUUUACAGCGAAAAGUGGAGAUCUAGUUCAACUGAUUCGUGAAGGGGAGGAUGGACUCUGGUAUGUGAAGAACCUGAGCACUGGUAAAGAAGGUUGGAUCCCAGCAAACAACCUGCUGACGCUCAUAGGCAAUUCCAAAUCAGCUCAAUCUUUAAGCAGCUCUGAAUCAGGCACUGCCUCCAGCACAUUGAGCACAUCAUCAAGUUGCAGUGAUAGCUGCAAUGCCAGCAGCACCAGCUUCUCGGACAUUAAGGGCUAACAUUAAAUUUUCACCCCACCUCAAUGGAAGGUAAUUCUGGAAUUUGUCAUUUUGUGCCGAGUUCUGGACACAAAGGAGAACCACCAGUUCUAUGUCACCUCCCUGAGUAUUUUCAGUGGUGAUGUUCACAGGUUCUCCCAGAAGAUCCCAAUGAAAAGUGCAUGGAAUGUGAAGUUGUAAAUAAAAGUUAAAAGAUUUGGGAAAAGGUCUUUAAGAGGCUUCUGCUCUACAGUCUGAAGCUGCAGAGUUGGUAGCAUAAAACAUGUUUUCUCACUGAUACACAAUCAGGUUUCUGCAGAACUGUAUCAUUUUGUAACAGCCAGAAUCUGAGUGUGAGCAAACAAAAUGUGCUCAGUGCUAAAUCCUCAGUGUAAACUAAUAACAUAGCAAUCACUGUACAGGAUAGUAUGAGGAAAAUAAAUCAGAGUUUACAAUUUCUCCUCCCAAAAACCCCCUUUCUCCAAGGAUGUACCUCAAUCAGUGCAGUGAAUGGGACUCUUGCAGCAACUGGGAAGGAGGUUUACUCCAGCCUUUUCUCUUCUCUUGCAUCUUCAGGACAUUCUUCUGCUCCCUAGAGACUGGGAUCAGACAUGACCAAUUCACUGACCACAACAGCAUCAAAAAAAACUAUUGUUUUGUCCUUUCCAACUUUUUAAUGACGUGUGCAAUGGAAUAGCUGUUUUCUGAGGUAUUUUGGCCUCACAACCAAAUUCUUUACCACGAUCACUGUGUUUACAUAGCCUUGGCAACUUAGUAGUAUACUUUUUUUUCUUAAAGAGGUGCACAAUGAAACACAAAUUCUUACUCAUUAAAUUAUUUCUUAAUAAAUGGUAAUUACACAGUUACCUUCAGCUUUCACAAUUAACAUGCAAUUACAGGCAGAGGAAACUAUUGGGCUGCACUAUGGGUCAAGAGCCUUCCUUGAGACAAACCUAUGAGGGCCAGAAAUUGGGUGUAUUUUUAGUCAAUAAUGUUUGUUGCAGUUAUUCAAAGAGAAAAAAAACAGUGACACGAUUUUUCCAUAAAAGGGGAGCAUGGGAGAAAAAAAAACGUUAUUAGGUAAGAGCCAGGUUUAUGGUACAAGUAUUUUAAUUUUUUUAAAAGGAAGGGUGAUGCUAAACUUGCCAUUUUUUCAAGGUAUGAUGUAAGCCAGUGCUGUAAAUUUUCAUAUUGUCAGGUGUUCUUUGCAUGUCAUCCUUACCAACAGUUCAAAACUGUGUGCAUGUAUGGAAUAUUGUAUUCAUUCCUGUCCAUCUCUCAAAUAUUUUUACUUAUAUGAAAACAGGUUUUUUAGUCAUUCACAUACCAUAUUACUUAAAAAUAAUGUGGACAUUGAAAGCAUAGUUCUUCAGCAGCACUAAGCACAGCAGAUUAUGUCUCAGUCCUCUGAUGGCUGAGCAGUGAAGUCUAUCUUUGUGCUAGAGUUUUAUAUUUUAGAGACUGCAGCUUAGGAAACUUGAACAACAAAUACUCUAAAGAAUGAUCUUACUCCUAGGUUGCAAAAGCAACCCUACCCCAGAUGCAAUCAAAAUGCAGCUGACCAUGGUCAGUACAAAUUGAAACGUAUAUAUACACACACAUAUAUAUUUAUGUGCAUGUAUGUGCUUGUGUGUAUAUAUAUGUGUGUGUAGAUAUGUAUAUGUGUGUAGAUAUAAUGUAUCAAUGUAAAAGAUGUAUUUAUAGUCUUCAUGCUGCUGAAUGUGUCACUUCACAAUUCAUAAAGACUUAGGUUUCUUGUAAUCCUGCAAUAUAAAGGCUGAUCAGGGUUUUACUUCGGGCAUCUUUUCCAACUCAAAAAUCCUCUGAUCUUUUUAUAAUUAUCCCAUAUAAUACUGUGCUGACCAGGAAUAUUAGUCUGAUAUUUAACAAUGGAAUGGCAACAUGAGAUUAGCUUAUCUUCAUCUAUGUAAGUUAUUUUGUAAAUUAUCUGUAACAUAAUUUACUUAUAUAUUGCUGUCAUUGCUAUUAUGAGACUGUCCUUUCAUUUCUUACUGCAGCCUCAUUUGUGUGAUUUCAAUGGUUUUUCUCCACAUCAUUGCACUUUAAUACAACCCAUUUCACCAUUUCCUUUUUUACUGCUGUUGUGAAUUAGAAGUUCAAAGUCAGAGGUCUCUAUUGUAAUUAAAUUUAAUAAAUUUCAGCACUUCUUGCUGAAUGCCUUUAUAUAGA
Molecule: messenger RNA, 5457 nt
Organism: Nestor notabilis (Kea)
Lineage: Eukaryota; Metazoa; Chordata; Aves; Psittaciformes; Psittacidae
Gene: MCF2L
Product: MCF.2 cell line derived transforming sequence-like
Exons: 29
Coding region: 214-3288 (1024 amino acids)
Biological process (GO): intracellular signal transduction; positive regulation of Rho protein signal transduction
Cellular component (GO): cytoplasm; extrinsic component of membrane
Molecular function (GO): guanyl-nucleotide exchange factor activity; protein binding
Source: RefSeq, a predicted model, not a curated record